ACAGCGCUGUGGUUACUUGAUCUCACAGGGAGCAGAGACAUCAGGGUCCAUGGUCAACAUGGACAGGGAAGACUCACACCUGAGUCUCCGCCAUGAAUUUUUCAUUGUCCGACAGCGAGGGAGACAACAUGCUUCAAAGUGACUUGUUAUGGGCUGAAAAAGGGAGAAAAUGAUGAACUUCAGGAGAUUGUGUGUUUGUUCCCAUCGAUCCUCCUUCGUGGUUUUUCUGGUGUUUGGAGCAUGUUUCCUGUUUUACCACAUGGACUUAAAUGAAGUAGUGCCUGAGUGGGACCUUAAAUGGACCAAAACUGUAAGAAAUCAUGGAUUAAAUGUUACUGCAGACAACAGGACUGAUCCUAGAUCUACAUCUGAGCCCAACACUACUGCUGAGAGUCAGAACAUGACAUCAACACAGGAGGCCGACCCCUCUACACCACAGCAGACUGCACAUCCUUCAGUGGUGGAUCAGAACCCAGCUGUUCCUGAUGUAUCUCUUAAACCAUACUUAGUGGAAUACCCCUACAAGUACAACUUCCUCAUGAACGAGCCUCAGAGAUGUGAGCAGGAGAAGCCCUUCUUGGUCCUCAUGGUCCCUGUGGCCCCCCACAACCGGAAGCACAGAGACGUGAUCCGCAGCACCUGGGGAGGCCAGAGCUCGGUCCUGGGCAAAGAGCUGAGGCUGUUCUUCCUGCUGGGGCUGCAGACCGGAGACGGGGCCGAGCUGCUGCGAGAGCAGCUGCUGCAGGAGAGCAAAGAGCACCAAGACCUGAUCCAGAGCGACUUCCUGGACUGCUACAAGAACCUGACCAUCAAGACCAUGGUGAUGCUGGAGUGGCUGGACUCUUACUGCUCCAGCGCAUCUUACGCCAUGAAGAUCGACUCAGACAUGUUUCUGAAUGUCCCAAACCUCAUCAAGAUGCUCCUAGAGGCUCCAAAGACAAACUACUUGUCCGGAUUUGUGGAACGUCAAGGUGGGGUGCGUAGAGAUAAAUACUCUAAGUGGUACAUACCUGAGGAGCUUUACUCUGAACCAGUGUUACCACAUUAUGCUCUGGGUCUGGGCUACGUUUUAUCUUUAGACCUCCCAAAAAAGCUGGUGGAGGCAUCCAGACACGUUAGAGCUCUCUACAUUGAAGAUGUGUAUUUGGGUUUGUGCAUGAAGCAUGCAGGGAUCCCUCUGACUGACCCUCCAAGUGGGAACUACUUCCACUUUUUUCCGAAGCCGUACAGCCGCUGUGAUUUCUCCCAGAUAGUCGCCACCACAAUCAAUGAAAACAUGGACAGAAUAUGGCUUUGGAACGACUUUAACAGACCCGGCCCGUACUGCUGAGACGUUCACGACCUGUUGAUUGUUGUAAAUAAGUGUUAAACAGUGCAUGAAGCAGAUGUGGAGCUCCUGUUGUUCAGGUUAAAUCUAAAUGUAGGAAUCUGAGGAGAAAACUCAAAAAGUUCAACGUGUUUUACAUAUAUAUACUAAUACUAUAUAUACUUUAUAGUAUAUAUAAGUACAAAGCUGAGUGUUUAAAUCUUUUACGCAGCACUUCAUGUUUAUUUGAAAGGAAACAUUUGAGGUUUAGACUCCGUCAUAGUGUCUCAACCCUGAAUUUUACAAACUUCACAAACUUCAAGCACAUAAGAGGCACAGUUUGUCUCUGAGUCACUAUUGGGCUCCUCUCUUAAAAAGACAAGCAGCCACUGAAGGCGAGUGGGAACACGUUUGGACAUUCAGGAAAACCCAGGAUGGUGGUUUCCACCCUCAGAGCAAAUAGUUUGUCACUGUUUUUGUUUGAAAAGAGUCAGAACUGUGAGGAGUGUGCAGGUUUGAGCUGCAGUGACCAGGUGUUUCUACCUAGAACUGUAAUAUCCUCUUUUUUUGCACAGCUAUUUGCAAUGUUCAUGAAGGAAAACUAAAAUUCAUACAGUAUAUCGAGGGUUUGGAGCCAGAAGGGCGUAAGUGGCAUUUUGGGCGAAUAUGAGUUCCAUACAUCAAAAUAAAGGUCUUGAUGAGCUCUAUCCAAUGGUGCCAAAAAGACCUAUCUGAGAUCAAAUUGCAUUGAAUAAACCAACAAAACAAUAUAGACCUAACACAAAAGUGUCAGUAAUGUUUGGUCAGAGUUGGUUUUGAAUGUAUUUCAUCACAAGUGUGAUCAUGAUAAGACAUAAUCAUGCCUUGAAAGCCUUCCCUUGUUAGCCUAGACUAACAUGGCUAACAUUAAUCCCGUUGUUUUGGUCUGAUCUUGCAAUGGGAGUAUUCCUCACACAUACAGUCCCCUCUAAAGGUAUUGGAAGGGCGUAAGUCCUUAGUUACGCCCUUCUGACUCUGAAAAAUGUAGGGUGUAGGAUGUAGGACCACAUGUUAAUUCAGAGCCAGAAGGGCGUAAGUGUAGUUGGUGCCCUUAAACUGCAUUCAAAAUAGCUGACACAAUUGCAGACAUGGAACUGUCUGAGGCAGAAAAGAUUUUGAUUAAUAUUAUAAAACAUACUAGUGAAUCCUAUAUUGAAGAAGUUAAGUCAGAGUUGGUUUUGAAUGUAUUUCAUCACAAGUGUGAUCAUGAUAAGACAUAAUCAUGCCUUGAAAGCCUUCCCUUGUUAGCCUAGACUAACAUGGCUAACAUUAAUCCCGUUGUUUUGGUCUGAUCUUGCAAUGGGAGUAUUCCUCACACAUACAGUCCCCUCUAAAGGUAUUGGAACAGCAAGGCAAGGCCUUUGCAAAAGGCAAAAGCAAAGCAAGGCCCUUGCUUUUGGUUUUCACUGAAGACAAUUUGGGUUCAAGAUCAAAAGAAGAGUAUGAGACGAGUUCAGAAUGUCAGCUUUUUGUCAGCCUGUUCCAGGUUUCAACCCAGGCCAAAAAAUAGACUUUGCAGAGUUAUUUGAUGUUUGAACAGUCAACCUGACGAGAAACACCUGUCAGUCACAUGUCCCAUUACUUUUGCUCACCUAAAACUGCUGUGGUGUAAUACAAAUGGUGAUAAAAGCCGAUAUACUGAACUUUUCUCUCACACUCAUAUUUUGAUCUUAAACCCAAAUGUCUUCAGUGAACAACAAGGGAAUUUGCCUGUUCCAAUACUUUUGGGGGGAACCGUACGCACAGUUCUACAAUGCUUUGACAGUGAGUGGAACUAAACAGACUAGUGAACAGAAAAGCAAAUAAGACGUGACAUUAUUCUUUGGAUGAGGUCAAUGAAAAGAAAAGUGAAAUGAGUAAAAAGUAUAUAGUAUAGUAUUGUACUGUAUAACUCAUGAUUUGCCAAUCAGAAGUGGGUUUAGCAAGUUCAUUGACUUUUAUUGCUGUCUGUACCGUUCAGCAGAUGUCCAGAAUAAAAAAUUGAAAUUAGAAAAAAAAGAAUGUUAAAGUUAAAAGAAAAUUAAUUACUUAUUCAAGUGUUAAUUAUUCAAUUGAUUCCCCUUUUUACCAAUUAUUGUCUGCAUUGUUCAGCAGAUACGCCCAAUAUACCCAUAGAAGACUUGAAAUGUUUGGUGCCAAAAAGGCAUAUUUGACGUUUUUGCCAUAUUUUUUGGAUUUUAAAAUGUUUUAGAACAUGUUCAUUGUGUUAAUAUGCUAUCAGUUUAUUCCUUAAAUACUCAUUCAUAUAAAAAAGUUUGUGGUUGCAAUGUUGUGGUUCAAGGUUAAUAAAUACAGUUGAUUGAAGUGUGGUCAAAAUCUUGUUUUGUCUCUCCUGUAAAAUUUGUCAAAUGCCACUUACGCCCCUCUGGCUCCAAACCCUCGAUAUAUAUAUAUAUAUAAAUAUUUAAUGCUAAGACAUUUACAGAAAUCCUGUUAGGGAUUACACAUGACACAUGCUUUUAGUUUCAGAUAAAAGUAUGAUAUUAAAGAAUCUUUCUGCCAGACAAACUGAGAACGGGUCUUCCAUUCCUCUGAUGUGUGGUGCAUCUCUGUGUCAUUGCACCACUGUUUUCCUCUCAUGAGCACUGAGGACUAUUGUUCACAAGGUUAAGGGGUUAAUUUUGGUAUUAUUUAAUUUGCAUUUCUUUUCCAUCACACCACAGAUAUGAUUCAAUGUGCUGCUUCAACACUGUGACACAGCGUAAUUGUAUACAGGGUGCAUAACUUAGAAAAGAUAUUUUUCUAUUGUUAUGAAGUGUGUGGACGCUCACGGGGGUAAUUUAUAUAUUAAUAAAGAUUGCCCUGUAAA
Mugil cephalus (flathead mullet) is the source of this 4154-nucleotide messenger RNA. RefSeq names its product beta-1,3-galactosyltransferase 1-like. Gene Ontology annotation, cellular component: membrane. Gene Ontology annotation, molecular function: N-acetyl-beta-D-glucosaminide beta-(1,3)-galactosyltransferase activity. The coding region runs from base 170 to 1330 and encodes 386 amino acids. The transcript has 2 exons. The record is from RefSeq and is a predicted model, not a curated record. Lineage: Eukaryota; Metazoa; Chordata; Actinopteri; Mugiliformes; Mugilidae.